Molecule: messenger RNA, 1001 nt
Organism: Penicillium brasilianum
Lineage: Eukaryota; Fungi; Ascomycota; Eurotiomycetes; Eurotiales; Aspergillaceae
Source: the annotation of a GenBank genome assembly
GCCGGCAAUCCCGUGACGGCUCCAAACCCGAGGUAGUCCGUUCCGAUUGCUCGCGACGGGAUUCUUCCUCUUCAACAUCGAGAACUCGACGACGACGACCAUCAUGUUCUCUCAGAAGCUUGCUCAGCAAUCGCUGCGACGGCUUGCCGUCCAGCAGCCGCUCAUCAUGCAGUCGAUGAUGCGCGCCUCCCCGGCCGCCGUCGCCCUCGGACAGAGCAUGCAAAAGAGGUCCGUUACCUCCAACGCUGAGGACCCCGCCCAGAUCCUGGUCAAGCAGCGUCUCAACCGCCCCGUCGCUCCUCACUUGGCCAUCUACCGCCCCCAGAUUGGCUGGAUCGGCUCCUCCCUGCACCGUAUCACCGGCGUCGCCCUCUCCGGCUCUCUCUACCUGUGGGCCACCGCAUACCUCGCCUCGCCCGCUCUCGGCUGGCACCUCGAGUCCGCCUCCAUGGUUGCUGCCAUGGGUGCUCUCCCCGUCGCCGCAAAGAUCAUCCUGAAGGCCACCAUGGCCCUCCCCUUCACCUACCACUCCUUCAACGGCCUCCGCCACUUGAUGUGGGAUCUGGGCCGUGGUCUGUCCAACAACGUUAUCAUCAAGUCUGGAUGGACCGUUGUCGGCCUGAGCGUCACCAGCGCUCUGGCUCUUGCAUUCUAUUAAAUUUUACCCGGUAUACCUACCUGCUUGAGUUAUUUUUCCUUGUGUCAGUAAAAUGAAUUUGGUCGAGCAAUCUAUACAUGAAAUUCGAUCCCGUGGCGCGAGCUAGGCGCAGAUUACCUCUUUCUUCUACCUGUUACUUUAUUUAUCUUCUAUCUAGAUAUCUUUGGAAAGGGGAGGGGGCGUGUUGGCUCGAUCAAGAUGUGUCCCAGAGCACAAUGCACAGUUGAAAAUCGAUUUCUUGCAAUACCAACACUCCAUAUAUGCCAAUGAGGGCUAACAUUCGAGGGUAACCCAGUAGAAAAGAUAUGACUCGAUGGUUUGCAUCAAGAUCAGAAGAUAUCAA